CCUGUGCCGCUCGCUCCGUUUCCGUGUUUGUGCUGCUCCGGUCGAAGAGAAGCUGAGCAGAUCCGCGAUGUCUCACCAAACCGGCAUCCAAGCCACGGCUGAAGUGAAGGACGUAUUUGCGAAGGCACGAAACGGAGAGUAUCGUCUGAUUAAAGUCGUGAUUGAAAAUGAACAGCUUGUGCUGGGAGGAAGUAAACCAGCAGCCAAGAAGUGGGACCAGGAAUGGGACAGCUAUGUUCUCCCUCUGCUGGAGGAUGAUAUGCCAUCCUACCUCCUCUACAGGCUAGACACCACCAAUAAUCAGGGCUACGAGUGGAUCUUCCUGGCGUGGUCACCAGACCACUCACCUGUUCGGCAGAAGAUGCUGUACGCUGCUACGAGGGCCACACUGAAGAAAGAAUUUGGUGGUGGGCACAUAAAAGAGGAGAUUUUUGGCACUGCUAAGGAUGACAUUUCUCUAAACGGGUAUAAAAGGUACCUGACCUCCCUGGCUGCUCCACUCCCACUGACCGCUGCUGAGGAGGAACUGAGGCAAAUCAAACUCAAUGAGGUGCAGACAGACAUCCACGUGGACACAAAGCAGCAGACUCUGCAGGGUGUAGCUUUUCCCAUGCAGAGAGAAGCUAUUCAGGCCCUGGAGCAGUUCAGAGAGAAGAGAGUAAACUAUGUUCAGCUUGAAAUUGAUUUUCCGAGGGAAUCCAUCAAGUUGUCCAGCACAGCUCCGACAGAGUUGAAGGACCUGCCGAAAAGAAUCCCUAAAGAUGCUGCACGCUACCACUUCUUCCUCUACAAACAUACACAUGAAGGAGACUACCUGGAGUCCACAGUGUUUAUCUACUCCAUGCCUGGCUAUAAAUGCAGCAUUCGGGAGAGGAUGUUGUACUCGAGCUGCAAAAACCCCCUCAUAGACACGGUGGAGAAAAAUCUGCACAUUGAAAUUGCCAAAAAGCUGGAGAUUGAUAAUGGUGAAGAACUCACCAGUGAUUUCCUGUAUGAAGAGGUGCACCCCAAGCAGCACGCGCACAAACAAGCUUUUGCCAAGCCCAAGGGUCCAACGGGGAAGAGGGGAGGGCGUAGAAUCACACGUCCUCCAGGAGACGGGGAUGACGAUUAACUCCCUUCUUUGCUCGUUUAGAGUAGCAGUGGUACAGUGAGCCCUUGUUAUAAAUUACCUCCCAGUUUACCUUGAAACCUGUAGCCCACAUCCCCAUAGCUUUAUCUAUGCACAAGGAAAAACACUAAUCUAUGACCGUCUGAAAAGCGUUCAGGUGCAUUUAGGAAUGCUAUCUGUGAUAAUAAUGGUGAGGAACUUAACACUAUUACACUGUUUAGCUGGAAAAUGGACUCGCUUCUUAGACGCAUACUAAACCCAACUUUGGAUUGAAGGCCAGGACUAUUCGUAGGCUGAGUUUAAGUAGCCCCUAUGCAAUUGUUUGACUCAGGAAGGCUGAACGGUCAGCUGUUUUUGUUCCAUUUGUCUGCAUCUUAUUGAUUAACUCGCUUGCUGUUUUAGUCAAAUAUCAGCCGUUGAUUGCUUUUUGCCUAAACAACAACCUUAUGACUCCGAGGUUGAGUUAAUCAAUAGUGUCCUGACAUUUGAAACGUCUGAGCUGUGCAGCCCUCUUGCUUUGGAGUUGGAUCAUUUUAAUGAAGGAGUUGCCGAGUGCAACAAAUGAUGAAGAAAUCGUGAUUUUUUUAUGUGCAUUUAUUUGUAGGUCUUAACUCCUUUUGUGAUUUGUAAUGUAGAGGACUUUGAUAAUAGAGAGGAAUUUUUUCUAAAGGACCCGUUUUGUCUGAGAAAUCUGAAUAAGUGAUGCUCUCAGCAUCGAAAUCUUUUUCACAUUCUUUAAGUGAAACCUAAACUCGUAGAAACACUAUUUUUCUAAGCCUGAACGGCUGAUAUGUCCAGAUCAUGUUGUCUAACACCUCGGAUCAAAUGUGCUCUGUCUUAGUGGCCAUCGCGUUCGUCUCGGAGAAUGUUUCCCAUGUAAAACAGUGGGUUGCUUCCAUUCCCUGACAUUCACUUCCACGUAACAUGCAUUGAGUUUACUCAGCACCUCUGAAGGAACCACUGAAGGAACAGUCCAAUAGUCCAUCCUUAAAGACUGUUUUCUUCCACUUUUCAGAGGAUUUUUUUGUGAAAUGUGUGCUUCUUACACAAGAUGUGCACAGAAAGUGACAUUGCAAAUGCAAACAUUCAAUUAUCAGAGUUCAAAAUGGUCUAAAACCACUGGCAUGUUCAGCAGUCCAAUAUCAUCCUUAUAUCAUUGUCAUUUGAAUCACGAAUAAGUAUCUUCACCAAAAUGUUUUGCAUAAAAUUUUAUUAGCUGUUAGCAUUCUGACUCUGUUAGCUUCACUAAUCUGUGUUCUUCCUCAGAUUUUGGCAUCGUAUUGAAACAAUAGCCCGGCUGUUGGAGAAUAUUGCACUAUACUGUUUGUUAGCUUUUAGAAAAACACAGACUUGUUCUAUGCCAAUGGAAGCCUGGGGGGGAUCACCAAUUUUGCACCAUAUUUGACUUUAGAAAACACACAUUCCACAAAAGCAAUCUUUCUAAAAAAAAAUAUAAAAGUUGCACUACUCCUUUAUAACCUCUCAGAAGGGAAUGGACUACAAAUAGCAGAAUUCAGAGGAGAGCUCCAUCUACUGAACAGGCAAACCACUGUUAACAUUUCUCUUGUACAAGAGUGUUAUGAAGUCUCAGAAUGAAUUGUCAACAUCGUUGUUCAGUGUAAGUCUCUGUGUUUUUUUAACAAAUCAAAAUGUUUGAGAUAGGGAAAUUAAAAUAUUUAAAUUGCA
Colossoma macropomum (tambaqui) is the source of this 2797-nucleotide messenger RNA. RefSeq names its product twinfilin actin-binding protein 1b (gene twf1b). The record is from RefSeq and is a predicted model, not a curated record. NCBI's taxonomy places the organism in Eukaryota, Metazoa, Chordata, Actinopteri, Characiformes, Serrasalmidae. Gene Ontology annotation, biological process: positive regulation of neuron projection development; actin filament depolymerization; barbed-end actin filament capping. Bases 68 to 1114 code for a protein of 348 amino acids. Gene Ontology annotation, molecular function: actin monomer binding; actin filament binding. Gene Ontology annotation, cellular component: actin filament; cytoplasm; myofibril. The transcript is spliced from 9 exons.